GAACUGAUGCUGGGGAAGCACCGGAAGAGGAAAAUCAACCCCCCCCUCUACCCAGUCCACCCGAACGAGGAGAAAAAAAAAAACCUGAAUAAUUUUAUAACGUACAAGGAUCUGAAGAUACGCUGGAGAAACACAUCCAAAAAUUACAGAAAAAAAGUUACCAUUGCGAGGAAGUGGAAGAACUUACAUUGCCUCCUUCCGAUGAAUAAACAUUCAUGCAUUUUUAUUUUGCACAAAAAUUUGCCCUAUACUCGUUUUAAAGGGAAGGAAGGAGUCCGUGCUGAGGGGGCAGAGAGCUUCUCUCCUCAGCGGAGUGAUGCAGCCCCCGCGGGGGGGGCCAUCAAACAGAUAGGCGACAAGCGCGAGGGGGCAGUUCCUAAUGGGGUCGCCACCCCGCAGAGUGGAAAAAUGAAUAACACGCAAAGCAGGGGGAGGAAGGCCAAAAAUCGGAAUCCGACACGGGUGCGCCACUCAGGGGAGGAGAAGGAGGAGGAAGGUAAGCUAGAUGAACCAAAUCAAGUGAGUCACCCCUACGAGGUGGAUCCCGUCCCCCAAGGAGCAUCCACAUUCGAGCUGAACUACCACGAGGUACCUCCCCCAGAUGUGCAACACCUCCUCCGCAAAGGAUCAGAAGAUCUGUUUUGUAUUUUCAAGUCAAAUUUUAUAAGUGAACAUAAGGUAACAAUUGGCGAUAUUGUACAGACAGAAAAAUUACAUAGAAAGAAAGCAGGCGAUAUCGUAUACUUCGGAACGGUCCUACUUGUGGGCUCUCAGCAUUUUACAAUUAUUGGGAAACCCACAGUGCCCUACUGUACAGUGAAAGCUACAGUAGAGCAAAUAACCCUAAGCAAAGAAAUUUUGAGCUUCCGAUAUAAAAAGGUGAGAAGAUCAAGUAGGUUCCUCCGAAUCAAACACUGGAUUACUAUCCUCAAAAUCGAUGAUAUCAUCAUCGACACAAAGCAGCAAGUGAAAGAUGAACGGAAGAAACCUCUUCAAAUUUUGGACUUAUGGGCAAAUAGAUGGCUAUACGAAAAGGAGUUGAAUUUUAUUAAGUUUAACGAAAGUGGCACUGCCCCUUUGGCGGAACAGAUUUACGAUCUAGUUGAACACCAACCUAAUACUUUACAUCGGAGGGGACUUACCGACUGCUACCGCUUUUACCCUGACCCGAAGGUCCCCCACACGUAUUAG
Messenger RNA from Plasmodium cynomolgi strain B, 1191 nucleotides. RefSeq names its product ribosomal protein. NCBI's taxonomy places the organism in Eukaryota, Apicomplexa, Aconoidasida, Haemosporida, Plasmodiidae. The transcript is spliced from 2 exons. Gene Ontology annotation, cellular component: mitochondrial large ribosomal subunit; ribosome. The record is from RefSeq and is a predicted model, not a curated record. The coding region runs from base 7 to 1191 and encodes 394 amino acids. Gene Ontology annotation, molecular function: structural constituent of ribosome.